Molecule: messenger RNA, 996 nt
Organism: Dermatophagoides pteronyssinus (European house dust mite)
Lineage: Eukaryota; Metazoa; Arthropoda; Arachnida; Sarcoptiformes; Pyroglyphidae
Product: proteasome subunit beta type-5-like
Cellular component (GO): proteasome core complex; cytoplasm
Molecular function (GO): threonine-type endopeptidase activity
Source: RefSeq, a predicted model, not a curated record
CAUUCUCAUUUGUGCAUUUUGUGUUAAGAAUUUAAAAGAAAACUUUUAAAAAAAUUUUUUUUAAAAAAAUAAUUUGUCAAAAUCAAUCUUGAAACACAAUGGCUUUAGAAGCAUAUCUUGGAUUACAUCCAAACGAACAAUUUAAUUUGGAUCGAAAACAUUGUGAAUUACCCGAUUAUGAAAAAGUUAUCGAAGAUGAUCAUCAUCAAAUUUGCCUAUCAAUACCCAGAGAUCAAAUGAAUUUGUAUUCGGAUCCAGCCAGAAAAAUUGCCAUGAAAUUCAAUAAAGGUACAACAACAUUAUCAUUUGUUUACAAAGGUGGUGUAGUUGUUUGUGCUGAUUCCCGUGCUACCGGUGGUCAAUAUAUCAGUACACAGGAAUGUAAAAAAAUUAUCAUUAUUAAUAAUUUUCUUUUGGGAACAAUGGCCGGUGGUGCGGCUGAUUGUAUGUAUUGGCAACGUGUUCUGUCAAAAGAAUGUCGUUUGUUUGAAUUGAGAAAUAAACAACGUAUUUCGGUUGCUGCUGCAUCGAAAAUUUUGGCCAAUAUUUUGUAUAGCUAUAAAGGUAUGGGUCUUUCAUUAGGUGUAAUGAUUUGUGGCUGGGAUAAAGUUCGUGGACCACAAAUUUUCUAUGUUGAUAAUGAAGGAAAUCGUCAACCGGGGAAAUUAUUUAGUGUUGGUUCUGGUUCAACUUAUGCAUAUGGUGUUUUGGAUUCAUAUUAUAAACAUGAUAUGACUGAUGAUGAAGCUUAUGAUCUUGGACGUCGUGCUAUAUUUCAUGCUCAACAUCGUGAUGCAGCAUCUGGUGGUAUUGUUCGUGUAUUUACUAUUAAAGAAAGUGGUUGGAAACGUAUUAGUGAACAAGAUAUGAUGCAACUUUAUGAUGAACCAUAUCAUCAAGAAAGACCUGGUGUUGAUGAAAAAUAAUUUUUGUAAUCUUUGAAUUUUGGAAAAUUUGUAAUGAGAAUUUUGAAUAAAUUUUCAAAUUAAAAGUUUU